Messenger RNA from Rubroshorea leprosula, 6395 nucleotides. The record is from the annotation of a GenBank genome assembly. Lineage: Eukaryota; Viridiplantae; Streptophyta; Magnoliopsida; Malvales; Dipterocarpaceae.
CGUAAUCACAAAAUGUAAUCUUCAAUAACUAAAAAGAAAUUAACAAACUUAAAAUGGGAAUGAAAUAUAUAAAUAAAAAUAUGGAUGGGCGGACAAAGAGAGAUGAGAGGUAGAGAGAGAGAGAGAAGGGUCCGUGGCGGACAUCGUUCAAGGGAUAGACAGUCGGCGUUGAAAUGGGAGCAGGGCGGAGUUCGGAGAAGAAGCUAUCACAGGAGCAAGGAACCGAGGGUUAGAGGGAAAACAAAGGAUGAUCAGUACCAGAGCCGAAAUAAGCAGAGAGACGGGCCUUAUAAUUGGGGUCUAUAUAAACAAGCAACAACAUUUUUCUUUACCAAUAUUCCGGAUGAUUGGAGCUAUGAAGAAAUGUGGAGUACGUUCCUGAAAUUCGGCAGAGUCUACGACAUCUAUUCCCCAAAUAGAAGAAGUAGGAAUGGAAGUAGAUUCGGCUUUGUGAGAUUUUUAGGAGUGACAAACAGGAAGGAACUGGAAAGAAAGCUGGAUCAGAUCCGGGUAAAAGACCAGAAAUUGUGGGUGAAUAUUCCCAGGUAUGAAACUGAGAAGCAAGAAGGCGGGGAGAUAAGAAUAAGCUCUGGUAGGCUGACAGGAGAUCAGAAUAGAAGUUAUGCAGAGGUGGUGAAAGGAAGGCAAGAGAAGGAACUAGUAGGGGAUCAAAGCACUCAUAGCAUGGAAGGCCGAGACAGGGGAAGAAGAAAUGACAAAGAAUGGAAGAAGGAUGCAGGGCAAAACAAGCAAGGGAAUAACAGAGAUAGUGAUAGACACCAGCCCCGGCAUACUACUAACAGGAAAGUGUGGAAAGAAAGAGGAAAGGGAGCGAAAUGGGCAGGGAUGGAGUUCAAUGUAAACCCUGAAGAGUAUGCUUGGCUCGAUGGCAGUUAUGUGGGUAUAGUGCAUUCCGUGGAGAUGGUACGCAACUUACAAGAAAAAUUUUAUAUGGAAGGGUAUUUUUCUUGUCAAAUCCGUGCAAUGGGAGGCAAAAUGGUACUGCUAACUGGUCAAGACAAGGACGAAGUGAAAGAUUUAGUCGAAAUGGCUGCAGAUUGGCUAAGGCAAUGGUUUGAAGAGGUGAAGCCAUGGACACCACAGCUGAUUGCAAAAGAGAGAUAUGUAUGGUUAAGGUGUCAAGGGGCACCGGUGAAUGUAUGGGGAAGCGAUUUCUUCUCAACUAUGGGAAGUUCAUGGGGUAAGUUUAUUUGCUUGGAUGACAGCACAAGCAAGAAGGAGAGGUUCGACAUAGCAAGAUUUUUGAUUUCUACCCCAAUAAUGGAGACAAUUUCAGUCUCAAGGGAAAUCAAAAUCAACGGAAACAUAUUCAAGAUGAAAUUCACAGAAGAGGAAGCAACCAAUUGCUUUUUCUCCUUGAAGCACGAUUUUAUCCCCUCUUUCAAUAGUGAGUCCGAAGAUCAGGAAUCUUGGUCUUCUGGAACAGAGCCGGGGAUGUUGGCCGAGGAAGAUGAAAGGAGGAACGUGGAGGUUCAAUCUGGGCGACCCGUAGAAGAAGAUGAUGACGCAAGAAGUCGUAGGAAAGAGGAAGAAAGGAUUAAGUCAAUUCAAACCAGCCAGGGAAUUGGGGGAGCAGCAGAAACCGUUGGUGACAACCUGGACGUGAUUCAAAAUUCAAACGAAAGUGAGAGAAGCGGGUGUCCAGAUGGCGUGGCUGUAGGACUGAAGAUGCAGGCCCCGUUGGCGGAAAUUGGAGGAAAAGAAAAUGAAGAUACUAACCACAAUUUGAAGCCCAAAGAUCAGCCAAUGGCAAGGCCCACCCCGCAGAAGGAAAGCCCAAUGGCAGUAGAGUCCACAAACGUGGAAGUGGCCCAAGUUGAAACAUUAAAGGUGCCGGUAAUUUCAUCCCAUAUCAGGGACCAUUCUGGAAGUGGAGAUCCCGCAGAAGAUAAGGGCGAUGGUGAAGAAGAUGCCUUCUGGAAGGGACAUGAAUCAGAGAGAAGCCGAAUAGAAGUAUGGAUCGGCAAACAGCUGGUGGAAAUCAACUCAAAAAAUCGCAGAAGGAAGGUUCGAAGGUGUAGUUCGGUGUAUGGUCAAACCAGAUCCAGUGAGGCGUCGGUUGGAAGGAAGAGAGGAAGAAAGAAGAUGAACCCGCAACAGAGGGAGGAGAGACAAGACCCAAUCUUCACGUCGAACCAGGAUGGAAAGGCGGCUGGAGAUUCGGUAGGUGACAGUGAUAUUAUUAAUGUUAACAGAGCAUUGAAGAAACAGUGGCAAAACCAACUCGCAAAGGAUAUAUGGGAUUUGGCGACGCAGCUCGGAGCGGUGGCAGAGAAUGACGAAGAGGUGAUCCAACGAUUAGAGGAGAUGGAGAUUAGAGAUCGAGAUGCAAAGAGGAGUAUGGUGAACCGAGAGGAAGAAGGCUGUAGGAAGUUUUUAGCUUUACAAGAAACCAAGAUGGGUACAGUUGAUAGGAUGAUAUGUAGAAAUUUAUGGGGAUCUGAGGAUAUGGAUUGGAUUGCAAAACCGUCUAAUGGCUUGUCUGGAGGUUUGAUAUGUGUCUGGGACUCAAAAAUUCUGAAGAGGAUAGAGAUUCUAGAGGGGGAUAAUUUUUUAGGGGUAUUUGGUAUGUGGGGUUCGGAGGAGAUACCAAUAUUCAUUUUAAAUAUUUAUUCCCCGUGUCAUCUUCCAAAUAAAAGAGCCUUAUGGGAGGAGCUGCAAAGUUUAGUAAACAACAGAAAGGGAUUAUGGUGCUUAAUGGGGGAUUUUAAUGCUGUAAGGAGGAUUGAGGAAAGAGCUGGAUGUAAGGCGGUGUCAAGCGAAAUGAGGGAGUUCGAUGCUUUCAUCCACAAUUCUGAGUUGUUUGAUUUGCCGCUGAUAAGGAGAAAAUACACUUGGUAUAAUUCUAAUGGGCAACAAAUGAGCAGAAUUGAUAGAUUUCUGUUUUCUGAAAAAUGGCUAUCAAAGUGGAGUGAAAUGAAACAGUGGGGGUUGAAGAGGUCUAUAUCGGAUCACUGUCCUAUUCUGGUAAAAAAUGAGCUGAUCGACUGGGGUCCAAAACCGUUCAGAUUUUUUGAUGCGUGGUUGGAUCAACCUGGAUGUAAGGAAGUGAUUGCAAGGGUAUGGAGAGACAAAGAUGUGAAGGGCUGGAAUGGAUUUAAAUUCAAAGAAAAGCUGAAAAGAACAAAGAAGGCGCUAAAAGAGUGGAGUGGCAAGUCCAACAGGGAGAUGGACGGAAAAAUAAAGGAGGCAGAACUUGUGAUCGCUGCAAUUGAUGAGAAAGGAGAGCAGCACCAGUUAUCGGAGAACGAUGUUGAUAUGAGAAGGAAUAGCUUUAUCGAACUGUGGAAGUACAUGAAGAUCAAGGAGAGGAUGAGUCAACAAAAAUCAAGAAAGCAGUGGCUAAAGGAAGGUGACGCGAACUCAAAAUUCUUCCAUAGAAGCAUCAAGGGAAGAUGGAACAGAAACGUAAUCAACAGCAUCCGGAUAAAUGGGGAGCAGUAUACAGGAGUGGAGGCAAUGAAGCGGGAGAUUGCUAAAUACUUUCAAGUUUUGUUUACAGAAGAAAGUUGGAGGAGACCAAAGCUUGAUGGCAUAAGCUUUAGGAAAAUCUCACAAAUGGAUAAUGAGCUCCUCACCUCCACUUUUUCGGAACAGGAGAUAAAAGAGGCAAUUUGGAACUGUGAUCCAUCCAAAGCCCCAGGACCAGAUGGAUUCAACUUCCGGUUUAUUAUGUCAAUGUGGGAGGAUAUCAAAGAAGACAUAAUCAACUUUGUUCAGGAAUUUCAUCAUCAUGGCCGGCUGGUCAGGGGAUCAAAUGCCUCCUUUAUUGUAUUAAUCCCAAAGACAGAUAAUCCACAGGCAAUCGAGGAAUUCAGACCCAUUUCGCUAAUAGGUGUCACGUAUAAGAUCAUUGCAAAACUAUUAGCGAAUCGACUUCGAAAGGUAUUACCGAAGGUGAUUGGGGAGCAGCAGAUGGCUUUUAUUGAAGGAAGGCAGUUAGUGGAAGGGGCAGUGAUCGCAAAUGAGAUUCUCGAUGAAUUCAAGAGGAAAAAGAAGAAGGGAUUCCUAUUUAAAGCUGAUUUUGAGAAAGCCUACGACAAAGUAAGCUGGGAAUUUAUAGACUAUAUGAUGAUGAGGAUGGGAUUCUGUGAAACUUGGAGGAAAUGGAUUCAGGAAUGCUUGAAUUCAAGUUUGAUCUCGAUUCUAGUCAAUGGCAGUCCGACGAAUCAAUUCCCGGUUUAUAAAGGCAUCCGUCAAGGAGAUCCUUUAUCCCCAUUCCUUUUCUUGAUUGUCGCAGAGGGGCUGAAUGGACUAAUGUCAUCGGCUGUGGAGAAAGAAAGGUACAAAGGAGUGGGCAUUGGGAGUGGAAAUGUGAUGGUCACACACCUCCAAUUCGCGGACGACACAAUUUUCUUUGGGGAGGCAUCGGAAGACAAUAUUAUGGUGAUUAAGUGUAUUAUGAGAACAUUCGAGUUAGCCUCGGGGUUGAAGAUUAAUUUUAGAAAGAGCCAGUUGAUAGGAGUGGGCGUUGACCAAAAUUGGAGUGCUAGAAUGGCAUACCAUUUGUGCUGCAAGGAAGGGAAAUUGCCAUUCAAAUAUUUGGGAAUUCCAAUUGGCGGGAAUCAUAGAAGGAAAGCCAUGUGGCAGCCUAUGGUGGAGUCUGUUAGAAAGAAGCUAGCCAGCUGGAAGGGGAGGUAUCUCUCGAGGGGUGGUCGCAUCACGCUCAUCAAUUCAGUGCUAUCAAGCCUCCCAGUGUUCUUAAUGUCCGUCUUUGUCAUCCCAAAAGGUAUAAUUCAUUCUAUUGACAAACUCCGUAAAAGCUUUUUAUGGGGAGGGAAGGGAGAUGAGAGAAAAAUAAACUGGAUUAGUUGGGACAAAGUAUGUAAAAAGAAAGAGGAAGGAGGGCUAGGAGUGAGGGAUUUAAGGAAGUUCAAUUUGGCAUUGAUGGGUAAAUGGUGGGGUCGGCUUGCUGAAAAUGGGGAGAGCAUGUGGAAAAAAAUAAUUGUAGAGAAGUAUGGUUAUGGAGGGGGUCAUUGGCAGGAUUGGACUGCUGAAAAUAGAGGAAUAGGAUCAUCUUGGUGGAGAGAUGUGUGUGAUUUAAACUCAAUGGAUGGGGGUUGCUAUGGUUGGUUAAAAGAGGGUUUCAGGGUUAUCAUUGGGGAGGGCAAUUCAGUUAGUUUCUGGUGGGAUAAAUGGACGGGGGAAGAGUGUCUUGCAAACAUGUUCCCAAGACUGUAUAUGCUAUCUACAGAAAAGAUGAAGAGGUGCUGUGAAAUGGGAAGGAGAACCAACGGAUCAUGGGAGUGGAAGUUAUCAUGGAGGAGGAACUUGUUUGAUUGGGAAAAGGAAGAGUCAAUGGAAUUACUCAACAAGAUCCAAAACGUGCAGAUCUCUCAGGGUUGCAGGGAUACCUGGAAAUGGGCCCACAGCAAGGAUGGCAUAUACUCAACAAAUUCAGCAUACGCAACUCUAACCAAAGAGGAGAGGGAAACAACUGAAAAUACUACCUUCUCAAGAAUAUGGAACCCUAUUUUGCCAAGUAAAAUCUCGGCAUUCAAUUGGCAGUUACUGCAAGACAGGAUUCCAACAAAAAUGAAUCUACUGGCAAGAGGAAUCAUAAAGGACAUUCGAGAAUGCAAGUGCGAAAUUUGUGGUGAGGAAGAAGAGGAUACUAAGCAUUUGUUCUUAAGAUGCAACAUAGUCCGAUGGUUAUGGAUGGCUUGUGCAAAGUGGUGGGGAAUUAAUGUCACUUUGGAAGAGGACUGUUGGAAUACUUUCCGGAAUCAUGAAAGAGAACAUAAAGACAAAUGUAUUAGAGACGGAUGGGAUUGCAUAUGGAAUUCUUUAGUGUGGACAGUGUGGCUAGCCCGUAAUCAAAAAAUUUACCAAGGCAAAGAGAUUAUCCGGGAGAAGCUGCUGGAGCUCAUCCAAUUAAAGUCUUUCCAAUGGAUCACAACCAAAAAAGAAAGGUAUGCCUUCUCGUUAACAGACUGGUUUCUUAAUCCAGUAGCAUGCUUGUAUGAUUGCCGCAGGAAAAGAAGGGUACCAAAUGAGUUAGUAGUAGGAGGAGAGGGUAGUUGAUUUCUGGGAGGCAUUACCUAUGGUUUUGUAUUUUUCUGUUUCUGCUUCUGAGGGUGAAUUGAUGAGUUUUUGGGGGCUCACAAAGGUUGUAUUGAGCAAGCAUUGACUAUAGUAGAUUUAGCUAUAGUCAAUACAUGAUCAAUGCCCUGUGGGUCUGUUGGGGUGGUCCGGGUCAUGGUUGGUUGAUCUGAACAGGGUGUUUUGAUGAUUUGGCAAAAGAGGCCAGAAUCCUCGUUACGGACAUAGUGUCGACACUUUGUUUGGGUGUCGACACCUUGUAUUAAGUUUUGUUAUCUGCAGGUUUGGAGUACCCCUUGUAUUCCGUAUAUUAAUAAAUAACACUUUCGCUG